Messenger RNA from Stegostoma tigrinum, 6142 nucleotides. RefSeq names its product thyroid adenoma-associated protein homolog. Gene Ontology annotation, biological process: tRNA methylation. The coding region runs from base 1 to 5517 and encodes 1838 amino acids. Lineage: Eukaryota; Metazoa; Chordata; Chondrichthyes; Orectolobiformes; Stegostomatidae. The record is from RefSeq and is a predicted model, not a curated record. Gene Ontology annotation, cellular component: cytosol. The transcript has 31 exons.
AUGCCACCCUUGCUUGAUCACGCUGGGUUUUUGAUCUCUCUUCGCUGUGUUUCCCUGGACCAGCUCCUCCGGCUGCAGGAGGCGCUGUCGCUGGCUGACCUUCUAGCUGCAACGCGAGGAACAAGCCGCCGGAGGAGGAGGAGCAGCAGCAGCAACAACAACAACAAGAGCAGAUCAAUAGAAGAGGAGGAUGCAGUGAUCAAGAAAAUGCAGAGUUACCUGCUGGAGAGACAGGGGGUGCUGUCAGUGACUGAGCUGCAAACAGUCAGUGCUUGUGUAAAGAAAAAUGUGAGCUGGUUUACCUGCAAUAAUCACCUGGAACUGCUGUUAAACCGAGUGUCUGACACCUUCAGCCACCUGUUGAAGUCCGAGAACAAAGGCAACAAAGACUGGACUCAUCUAACUGUCAAGAUAUGUCUUCAGAUCUUCCAGGCUGUGCCCAAAAGUAUUGGAGCCAUUGUAUGGAGGGGAGAGUGUGGAAAAGAAGCUCUGCAAAGGAUUGUUGGAUUUCUGUUCCAAGCCAUUGUGAGCCAGAGUUCACACACAGACAGCCGACUUCUGGCCAGUACAACACUGGCGAAGCUGGUUAACAGCAACCCUCAGCCCCAGGUCAGGGCAGUGGCAGCCCUCCAUGCUUUACAACUGACACAAGGAGAGAUUGAUUGCUUGAUUCUCGGAGAGCUGAAGGUCACAUUCCUGGCAAAGCGAACUGAUGGUUUGGGAAACUUGCUGAUGAGUCGGGGCCUCGUGAGCUGCAAUCACAAUGAGAUGCUGGUCUGCCAACUGCCAGGCUUCCAAAGUGGGGCCUCUGUCUUGCUGGAUCUGCUGUUUCCUGUCAUAGUGACUCACUGUGAGGACAAGAGGAGUCCAGUUCUGUCCCGUGCUUUUCAAGUGCUGACUCUGUGGCUGAAGUGUAUAAAGUCGAAUAUUGGCAAAAUGUGGAGACUGCGUGCUGGGAGGCUGCUUGAUCAACAUUCAACUUUUACCACCCAACUAUUGGAGCUGAUGUGGCACAGGAUUGAAAGCCCAGUGGAGGGUCUGCUGGACUCUGUACAUUGUUCUUUCCGCCUGUUCUUUGAUAUUUACAGACAAGAGUGCAGCCACUUUGGGGAUGUGGAUCUGCCCCUCUACUCAUCCAUACUGCAUCGUCUUAAAGCCCUCCCAUGGCAAGUGAAAGCCAAAUAUUUGCUCCUCUCCUCUCUCGUCUCCUGCUUUGGUGCCGAUAAGAUCCUGGGAGAUUACGAGGAGCUUCCAAAACAUUUGUUCAACUGCCUUUCAACAAAUCACUUGUGCUCUGUAGCCUCUGAGCUCUACCGGACAAUACUGCAGCAGCACAGGUUGGAGUGCACCUUGACCCAGGGAACCCUGUCUGAACAGGAGCUGGCAGAGAGUUGGGCUCAGUCAUGGCUUCAAAUGUUGGCUGAGGCUUUAACCUCUGACAUCCCAUUAUAUCAGCUGAACACAGCCAAUUAUUUCCUAGGAAAAACACUGAAGAUCUUCCCAGCAUCGUUCCACCUACUGGCUAGGGCAUUUGAUGGUAGCCAUUCUGAACAUCGCCUUGGCUGGAUCACCUUAGUCAGCGCAAAGCAGAUGACUUCUGGGUCCCUGCCCAUGGAGGCCGACACACUGAGGAAUUUGAGGGCCACCCUACAUUGCCUGGAUGACCGUGUGCGCCUCCGUGCUCUUGCUCUGCUAUGCAUCAGCCCUAAAACCAAUCAGGCACUGAGUUCGAAGGCCAUGAGUCUACUGAAGGAGUUCUUACCUCUCAACUUGAAUUGCAGUUCCUCUUCAUUCAGACAGUUGCUUCAGGUUAGUGUGAAGAAAGCCCUGGUGAGGAUCAGAGACAGCUGUCUUCUGAACCUUCGUGCACUGAGAAGGUCGGACAACAGCAAGAACGGAGGAGAAGGAUACCCAGGAGCAGCAGCCAUUGUAUUUGAGGGUGUUGGUUUUGUACAGUGGCUGCUAGAGCUGAGUGUAUCUUCUCUGCUGCCAGGCCUGAACUACCAGAGGAAGAAGACAGCAUUACUGCUGAUGGAGGCCCUGCUGGAGACCUGUACAGACAGCUGGAGCCCAAACAAAAGGAAAGGACAGCCACCUCAGGACAUGACUGAGUUAUUGAACCUGGCAAGACAGAGUGGGAGCUGGGAUUUCUUCUCGCAAUCCAACCUACAGAUCCUGUUAGGUUGCUUGAUGGAUGGCACAAAUGAGAUCAGGGAACUGGCUUCUAAAUUGCUGGUGAAUUACCUUCCCGUGCUCCUAGCCCAGCCUCUGGCUGCUGCAUUGUUUGAACACGCUGUGAAGAUGUUGUGCAGUUCCAGGGUGUCCCAGGCUGAGGCUGGAGCCCUAAUCGUGAAAACAGCUCUUCAAAAGUCUGACAUAUCAGUUUUGCUAGGUGUGGUUGCUCAUGGGGAAGCCACUGAAGAUGCCUGCUUCCACCCAUUGAUCUUCGUAACUUAUCUACAUCAGCAGUUGGUCGAGCAUUACAGAGUGGCUUGUACAGAUCUGCUGCAAGCUGCCAAAACCAAGCCACUACAUGGUUUGAUAUUGGCGCUGAGGAAAUGUUUGACAGAGGUACCGGAGAUUCUGAGUUCACUGCGGCUGCAACCUCUCAGAACAAAGUGGAGGCUAUUCAUCAGUCAGCUGAUGGACACCCUGAGUAGCAUUAGCCACUUUCUUCUCAAUACUUUGGCUGGGACCCACCAAUUCUCUUCCUGGGGCCAAGGUACAGCUCCUUCCCUUGCUGAUAUGGGAAUUGCUAUCAAGGCUGUAAUAGCUGUGGGAAAAGGUCUGGAAAGCAAUGCUGGGGAGGAUUCAGUGCUGCUAACCGAGGAUGACAAACUGAUCCAAACCUGCUGCUGGGUUACCCUGCGGGAGAUAGGGCUGCUGCUGGGAUACCUGGUAGAGCUUGAACUUCGCCCCCAUACCUCUGCAAGUUCGGCUCACUUGCUCUCCAUGGCACAGAUACAAAACACCGCAGGAAUUUUCCUGGACAUGCUUCUGAAAUGUCGGCACUGGGGAGUAGUGGAAGGCUGCAGUGCUGGAUUCACCAAAUUCUGUGCAGCCCUUCUGAAGCAACAGUCUCCAGAAUUGCAGUCUAUUCCUCGACAGAUCUUGGAACAGGGCUUGUCAGGUCUGCGGAGCCCUCGGAGCAGUUCGAUUACCAGAAGGGCAGCUGGCUUGCCAAUGCUGUUACUGAGCGUUGUGGCUGGAGAAGACAGCGAGACACAACCUCUACUCCAGUAUUGCAUGAAAACAUUACUAGAUAUUGCCAACACUCCUCUGUCUAGUGGUUGGGAUCAGACAAUUGACCUCCCUCAGGUUUGUUCAGUUCAUACAUUAAAAACUCUGACUCAAAGUUCAGUUCUGGGAUCUGCUGUAUUAACAUACACCAGUGACAUGGCUACCCUGUGCCUGCAAGGGCUCAGCUCUGCAUCCUGGGCCAUGCGCAAUGCAGCUAUUCAACUUCUCAGUACUUUAACCUGUCACGUGUUGGGUAAGAAAUGUAGUGGAGAUGACUCUGCAUGGAGCGGAGUGACAGCGUGUGCAUUCUUCUUGCACUACCCAGAAUUGAAGAGCCUUCUCCUCAAAGAGUUGUAUAAUGCAACAAACCAGGAUUCUGCCACUGUAGGAGGGCAUUUUCACCUCUACCCCUCACUCCAUUCCAUUCUCAACCUGUUGGCGAAACUCCAACCAAGUGUAAAUGACACAAAUGGUGUUUGUUCUAGAUUUCUCCACCUUCUGAUGCAGCUGGCAGCCAAUCCGAUUCACAGCGUGCGCAUGAUGUCUGCAAAGGCUCUGGUUGCACUGGUCCCACUCACGGAAUACAGCAAGGUGCUGGCAUCUUUGGUUAGAGACUUACCUCCUUGUGGUACACCCACCUCCCACAACAGACUGCAUGGCCAACUGCUGCAGAUGGAAGCUGUCCUGGAAGCUGGGCUGGAUGCAGGCUGCUUAAUUCCCCGAGAGCUUCAGGAUGUGGUGAAGAGUCUGGAAAUGAAGCUUUGGUUGGUGAGCCAAGCGCAGCGUUGUCCACUGAUCCAAGCUGCUUACCUGAAGAUAGUUUCAUUGAUACUGAGUUUGUGCAGUGAAGAGUUCUUGUGCAGUCUCCAGCUAGUGCUUCUCGCUGAACUGGAGACUUCUCCAACCAGGCUGAUGAUCGGCUCUGGGAUAUUUCGGAGAGCUGCAACUCGCUACCUAUGUGCCGAGGCAGUGCGUGCAGGAAAUACGCACCAGCUGGAGCGGAUUGGCAGGUUGUUACUGUGUGAAGACCUUGACAUCCGCCUUGCUGCCCUCACCUGGAUCAUGCAGGAUCUCAGUUGCAAGGAGCAGCUGGCUGGCAGCUUGAUAUUGAAACUUCUAUUGAGCAACUUACAGGUGGUGUUAUUGGAAGCAGAGCGAAGCUUGGAGCUCUUGAGAAGCUGGCUGGAAGCCAUUGUGUUCCUGCAGGAAAACCUACAUAAACUGGAGUCGAAGGCAGUGCCUGAAGAUCUGAAUCUGCGAGUGCACUGCAUUGAGAUAUUGUUAUCUAAAAUAGAAGUGGCAAAGCUUGGACCCAUUCUUCACAGUCAGGUCCUGCGUGCAGUCAGUGUGCUGCUGGCCGAGAGUUGCCAGGUUCUCUCUCUUGCUCUGUUGAUGCGUUGGGUAACACUCCUGGAGCUCUGUAGUGAUCCAACAUCCAGUGAAAUACUCCGUCUGGGUGCUGCCACCUCACUUGUCCAGGCAGGGGUAACAAUGAUAACAUGGGCAUUGAUGGACUCUCUCAGACAUGUGCCGCUCGUUGUCAGGAUAACAAAUGGAGGAAUCCGUUUGUUGCAAGAUGAGGAUCCAAGGGUGAGGACAGAAGCUGCCAAGUUUGCUACUCAGGUGUACCUGUUAUCUGCUAGCAGCAGUGAGCAGUUAACUCACUUUCAGCCUAACAGGGCUCUGCUUUGUCUGCUUGAGUUCCUGUUGCAGAAUUGUUGGGACUGCAAGCAAGUAUUUGAAGUUUUGAUGCAGUAUGUCCCAGCUGUAGAUGUGGCUGCAAUCUUGGUUGAACUAAGGAGUGAGAAAGCAGCAAAUCUCUAUGAGGAGGAUGAACCAAAUGUCUUUGCCGAACCAGCCAUCUUUGCUACAAUCCUGCUGCCUUUUCUCCUCCGAAUAGUAGAAAAGUGGGGUAGUUCUGCAGCCGGUCAUGGCUGGCUGAAGGCUUGGGCCAUAGAUAACCACGCGGACAUUGUGAAGAAUAUGAAACAGCUUAACCAGAGAUGGAUCCAAGGGUUCCCGCUGGUUGAAUGCUUUAAUGUUCUAGCUGCUGCCAACUUUUAUCCUGCAUUUGUGGGACUUCUAGUGAGAUUGAAUGUUCUUUUUCAUCAUCUUCAAACACUCGAAUCUGUCAAUGUGGACACAUCUGAUACUGGUGGCCCUUCGUGCAGAUUGCAAGCUGACCUGCAACAGCUGUACGGACUCAUCACUGAGGCUGGAUUAGUCCCAGUCAGUAUGGGAUUAGCUUCAUGGUGGAAUGCAAUUACUGAGAGGUGACAAGAUCUCAAAUUAUUGGUUUCAACGAGAGUAACAGCACCUCUGAACAGUGAUGUUGUCCCCCUGUAGCUCCUGCUGUUGCCUCACACACAAUCGCAGUGAGGUCCAGUCAUUGCCUCACUCCAAAGCACAAGAAAUAGGAACGGUAGAUGGUUAUGUUCCACCAUGCUCCAGAAUUCCAUUGUGAUUACAACAAAUCUUUAGGCUUUGCCUCCACUUUCCUAUCUGUUCCCCAUGUCAAUUCCCAGCGGGACCAGAAGUCUCUGUAUUCCAGCCUCAGUUAUAUUCAUUAGUAGUGUCUCCACAAUCCUCGGGGGCACAAUAUUUCAAAAAUUCACAAGUAAUUUUUCCUCAUCUCAGAACUAAAUGCUACAAACGCCCUUUAUUGCAACUGUGACCCCAGUUCUCCCAAUUCCUCAACCAAGAACUCACUGAUGGUAUCGACCCUUUGAAGCUUAUGAAUCACAAUGGGAUACACAGACUGAGUAGAGUCAUCGUGAAGUACUGUUUUCCUCAUACUAGUGCUCCAGUUUUCACCUUUCAAGUUUUUAAAAAAUAAGCACACUGUAAAAUCAGCCAAGGUGAAAUCAAAGAUAGAGUUUAUUAACAAAAUAUUCAAAUUGCA